GGGCGCUUGGCGUCGCGUCUGUUUUCUGUAGCCACUCACACGUCUUUGCCUACAAGUCGAGCUCAGCCUCGGGUGGCCUACGUGCUCUCCACGACAGAAUGAGCGUAUACGCGAGCGAGUCUGAGCUCUCAUACAUGUCCAGUACGAGGUCGUACGCGACGGGCAUCGACACUGAAGCCGACGAGGAUCUCGAGGACGACGCGUCGCCUGCCCCCGCACCCGCCCCGUCCCCCGCACGCUCCAGCCACUACGCUUCCCGCCGCCGCCCUGAGCCUCCCGCAGACGACGACUACGACGAUGCACCCGGUGCCGCCCCCGCCGACGUGCCGUUCGGGUUCUCCGCGCGCACCGCGUUCGACGCCUACUUUGAGCACGCGUCCCGGCCCGCACGCACGUCCGCCACCGUGUUCUCGCAGCUCCUCGCGCCGCUCACGCCUGCCGAGUACGCCGCCGCGCUCGCCCGCGCCCGCGCCCCCGCGUCAGACGCACUCUCGAACUGUGGGCCGCUGUGGGAGAAUGGCCCGGUCGGGGUGCAGAGGAAGGUGUUUGCGCGGUGGGCGGUGGAGCUCGGCGAGGGGUUCAAUUUGCUGUUUUAUGGGUAUGGAUCGAAGAGGAGGGUGUUGAAUGUGUUUGGGACCGAGGUCGCGAGGGGGAGGGUGAGGGUGGGGCCGCGUGUGGGAGGGCAGAGGGAGAGGGGAGGACGGGGGAGGACGCAUGUGCUGGUGUGUAAUGGGUUUCAGCCUGGGUUUGCGCUGAAGGAUUUGUUGGGCGCCGUCGAGGCGAUCCCGGCGUUGGAAGAGGCGCUGGAGGAGGUGGGCGCUGGUGCUGGGAAGGGGACGAGCGUGGAGGCGCAGACGCAGCGCGUGUACGACGUCUUUUCGAGAGAGGGCAAAGAGGAGCGCUUGCUCCUCGUUAUACAUAACAUUGAUGGCCCGGGGCUGAGGGGCGCGAAGGCGAAGGCGGCGCUCGCAUUGCUCGCGCUGGCGUCGCGCAUCCAUAUCGUCGCGUCGGUCGACCAUAUCGCGGCCCCCACACGAUGGACACUCUCGGAGCUGUUUGCACGCAAGGACCUGCCGUUCCGUGCCCGGCCACAGGCGUCAUCAAGCAACGUGAAGGGGAAAGGAAAAGGAAAAGCCAAGGACACAAGACGACAAAAUACCGAUGGAAACGACCUGCCCACAUCCGGUUCACAUCCUACGAUACCUAGGAGAGGGUUCGCAUGGCUCUGGCACGACCUCACGACCCUCGCACCAUACGACCUCGAGCUCGCCUCCGCCGACCCCUCCUCACUCUCCGGCGCCUCCUUCUUCUCCUCCUCCUCGCGGCGCACCCAGCCCACCGCACCCGGCGCCCCUGGUGCCUCUCGCGCACAGAUCGUCACAGAAAGCGCAGCGCGGCACGUCCUAGCGAGCGUCACGCAGAAGGCGCGCAAGUUGUUCGUCCUCCUCGGCGGGAAGCAGCUCGAGCUCAUGGAGGCGCCCGGCGCGGGCGGCGUUGAGGGGGCGGCCUCCGCGGCGUAUGACUAUGAUAGGCUGUUUGCGGCGGCGCGGGAUGAGUUUGUGGCGACGAGUGAUACGGCGUUGCGUGCGCUCUUGGGGGAGUUUAGGGACCAUGGGUUGGUGGUGAGUGUUGCUGCUGCUGGAGGAGGAGCGGGAGGCGGGGGAGAGGCGCUGUGGAUUCCGAUGAGGCGGGAUGCCUUGGGCAAGAUCGUUGCGGAACUGCAGGCAGAGGGGAUAUGAGGUACUGCGGGCAGAGGGGUGAAUUGAUGCGUACUUCUACUCAUACGUCGGCAGGGGCAUUACUUUUGCUCAUGCGUAGGUAGGGACAUUGUAGUCGGUGUGAAUGAAAAUACGACGGAUCUGCGAUAUCUGCCUUGAGUUAGGGCCCUUGCGUCUUGCUGGUAUUUAUGUAGGCCGAGCACAGUACAAUACCUUGAUCACCCACGAAUCUGUCGUCUGGAACGUCAUCAAUUAUGUACAGAUACAUACAUCCAGUCAAGUACUAUCAGCCCUUAGCGAAGUAAUGAGUUUAUGCCGCCG
Molecule: messenger RNA, 2039 nt
Organism: Laetiporus sulphureus 93-53
Lineage: Eukaryota; Fungi; Basidiomycota; Agaricomycetes; Polyporales; Laetiporaceae
Product: origin recognition complex subunit 2
Exons: 2
Coding region: 99-1739 (546 amino acids)
Biological process (GO): DNA replication
Cellular component (GO): nuclear origin of replication recognition complex; nucleus
Molecular function (GO): DNA replication origin binding
Source: RefSeq, a predicted model, not a curated record